UGUGUGUUGGGGGGACGCCAGCAGGUUGGGCCCUAAGCCUUUCAUUUCUGAGAGCCCUGGCCCCCUGCACAUACUCCCCUCCCCUCCCUCUUUCUUUCUCUCCCUCCCCUCGAGUUAGGGAUCAGGUCAGGCUCCGUCUCUCCUCCAGAGGGAGACUGCCUCUGCUGAGACCCAAACCUCACAGGCUGCUAGCGGUAACCCAUGUGCGCCCCCAGUGCCAGUGGGAAGGAAGACCCCUCCAGGCGGGCCUCCAGAGCCCCGCCCCUCCCGCCUACCUCAGGGCCCUUGGCGCUGCAGACCCAAGUGGGAGCUGUGCGGAACUGAAGAGGUUAACGAGCAUCUGCCUCCGAAUGUGAAUGUGUCUAGGUGAUGUCAGUGGGAGCCGGGAAGGAGGGAGUCGGGAGAGCAGUGGGGCUUGGAGGCAGCAGAGGCUGCAAGACUGCCAAGGAACCCCCCCAACCCCCCAACACGCACACACACCACCGCCACCAGCUCCUUCUAGACUGCGGAUUCAGGCGCUGGGACAAGGCAGCGGGCGCUGGAGGCUGCCGCAGCCUGCGUGGGUGGGCGGGCAGGCGACCCGCACCGCACCGCCACCGCAGCAUGGACCUGGAAGCCUCGCUGCUGCCCGCCGGCCCCGGCCCCAAUGCCAGCAACACCUCGGAUGGUCCGGAUAACCUCACCUUGGCGGGGCAGCCUCCUCGAAUAGGACAUGUCUCCUAUAUCAACAUCAUUAUGCCUUCAGUGUUUGGCACCAUCUGCCUCCUGGGCAUUGUGGGAAACUCCACGGUCAUCUUUGCAGUGGUGAAGAAGUCUAAGCUACACUGGUGCAGCAAUGUUCCUGACAUCUUCAUCAUCAACCUCUCAGUGGUGGACCUUCUCUUUCUCCUGGGCAUGCCCUUCAUGAUCCACCAGCUCAUGGGCAAUGGUGUCUGGCACUUCGGAGAGACUAUGUGCACUCUUAUCACAGCCAUGGACGCCAACAGCCAAUUCACCAGCACCUACAUCCUGACCGCUAUGGCCAUUGACCGAUACCUGGCCACUGUCCACCCUAUCUCCUCCACUAAGUUCCGGAAGCCUUCUGUGGCCACCCUGGUGAUCUGUUUGCUGUGGGCCCUUUCUUUCAUUAGCAUCACCCCUGUGUGGCUCUAUGCCAGGUUAAUUCCCUUCCCUGGGGGCACGGUGGGCUGUGGCAUCCGCCUGCCCAACCCUGACACUGACCUCUACUGGUUCACUCUGUACCAGUUUUUCCUGGCCUUUGCCCUGCCCUUUGUAGUCAUCACGGCAGCAUACGUGAGGAUCCUCCAGCGCAUGACAUCCUCAGUGGCCCCCGCCUCUCAACGUAGCAUCAGACUGCGGACAAAGAGGGUGACCCGCACGGCCAUUGCCAUCUGUCUGGUCUUCUUCGUGUGCUGGGCUCCCUACUACGUACUUCAGCUGACCCAGUUAUCCAUCAGCCGCCCGACGCUCACCUUUGUCUACCUGUACAAUGCGGCCAUCAGCUUGGGUUAUGCCAACAGCUGCCUCAACCCCUUUGUGUACAUAGUGCUCUGUGAGACAUUUCGCAAGCGUUUGGUCCUGUCGGUGAAGCCUGCGGCCCAGGGGCAGCUUCGCACUGUCAGCAAUGCCCAGACAGCUGAUGAGGAGAGGACAGAAAGCAAGGGCACCUGACACCUCCCCUGUCACCCUGGGCACCUCUGAGUCAGGACACCACAACCAACCCUAGGGAGAGAUGCUGAGAAAAGCCAGAAUGGCUCUUGGAGGAUGCAGGGAGGUUGGGUGGUAAAGGGGUAUUGUAACUAAAAACAUUUCCCAGGGCCUGAAAUUGCCAGGGGAGGUAUGGGGCUGGGUUGGGGAUAGGGGUGGGGGUAUGGAUAUCAGAGAUCCUCUUGGCAGAACAGGAUGAGCUCUUUGAGUGGAAUGGAAACUGAGCAAGAAUAUUUUGGUUUGAAAGUUCAGUUGUGUUCUAUACUUGUUAGCUUCCAAAUAUCUUUAUUCUUUUCCCCUAUGAGAAGGUUGGUCGAUUUAAAAUCAGAACCAGGUUGUGAGCCACAGGCUAUGCCACAGAGAGCCCUGUGUGCCAAGGUAGGGUGGCCUCAGAGCUCUAUUCCGCUUCUCAUUGACAUCAUGGAGGGGAUCCUUUCUCCCAAGGGGGAGGCCGAUGAGGAAUGAUGCUUGCCAUGUCUCUGUGUUCUAGCAUCCUGUGUCAACUUCACUUUAUCUUGUGGGGAUGCAUGCUUAUUUUGGGGUAUGAGACACUGAGCCCUUAGGAUUAAAAGCUCAAUUUUCUAGGAGAUCUACUAACUGCAAAUACCAAGACUUCCUGGUGUGUAUGUGUGUGUGGGGUCUUUCAGUUAAGAAAAAUGGGGAGGGAUGGGGGGGUGCAGCUGUGGGGACAUUGUCUCUGUGGGACAUGUUUGUCAGUCAUCAGAUCCAAAGUGUCUUGCACAUGCAGGGGUCAUUCAAAUGCCUGGUGUGUUGGCAUCAUCUUUUCAUGCUCGUCCUUUCUCUCCCCCAAUAAAAACUGAUUAAGGAAAAUUG
Erinaceus europaeus (western European hedgehog) is the source of this 2541-nucleotide messenger RNA. It is a transcript of the gene MCHR1, whose product is annotated as melanin concentrating hormone receptor 1. The record is from RefSeq and is a predicted model, not a curated record. Gene Ontology annotation, biological process: neuropeptide signaling pathway. Gene Ontology annotation, molecular function: neuropeptide binding; melanin-concentrating hormone receptor activity. The transcript has 2 exons. Gene Ontology annotation, cellular component: neuron projection; membrane. Bases 370 to 1671 code for a protein of 433 amino acids. Lineage: Eukaryota; Metazoa; Chordata; Mammalia; Eulipotyphla; Erinaceidae.